This is a messenger RNA of Penicillium mononematosum, 867 nucleotides long. It is a transcript of the gene rrg9, whose product is annotated as mitochondrial ribosome assembly protein RRG9. NCBI's taxonomy places the organism in Eukaryota, Fungi, Ascomycota, Eurotiomycetes, Eurotiales, Aspergillaceae. Bases 1 to 867 code for a protein of 288 amino acids. Gene Ontology annotation, cellular component: nucleus. The record is from RefSeq and is a predicted model, not a curated record. The transcript has a single exon.
AUGACCAAAUGCGCUGCCCCAUCAAGGUUGGCCUUGUCUGCCGUUCUGCGCAAUGUUUUCCGCUCCCAGUCCACCAGUAAAUUGGGCGCUUCUUCAAUAACCCCCUAUCGCCGACCUUUCGCCUCUGUUCCUCUUUUCUCUUCGGAUAUUCAGCUCCAAAGAUACUUCAGUUCAAUGCCACGCUUGUGCGACUCCCAGAAUGAACAACCAGAGCCCGCAGCCCCUGGAGCCCUGACCGUCGCCGAUGACACUCUGCAACACAAAACAACGAAAAAGAAAGACUAUGAUUCAUUUGGCAAGACAGAUGGAUGGAGUACCCAUAAACGUCAGCCCAAAGAUUAUCGAGGGAACCCAGAAAAUCGCACCGGAAGAACCGACAGAGAGCGCAGAGCUUUCCGCAACGAGACUCGCAGGGAGGCCAAAAAGGAGCCCCGCAAGUGGCAAGAUAGGACCGAAAAAGCGAAACGUCUCUCAGAGAACAAAGGAAAUAAAAAGCCUGAGCACUGGCAAGUGCAAAAAGCGGCUUUGAAGGAGAAGUUCGCGGGUGGUUGGAACCCACCCAAGAAGCUAUCACCUGAUGCCCUCGAUGGAAUCCGUCAUCUCCAUGCGAAAGCUCCCGAACAAUUUACGACCGCUGUCCUUGCACAGGAGUUUGAAGUGUCACCGGAAGCUAUUCGCCGGAUUUUGAAGAGUAAAUGGCGCCCAUCGGAGGACGAGAUGGAGAGUCGGCGCAAACGAUGGGAGAACCGACACGAUAGAAUCUGGAGUCGUAUGGCUGAGCUUGGUCUUCGCCCUUCGACCAACCGCACGCGAACUCUUUCAGACUUCCACGUGCUGUAUGACGACAACAAUCGCGAACGAAGAUAG